CAAAAAAAAGAAACAGAACCAUUCAUCAGACAAUUGUCUAGAAUUGAUUUAAUUUUAUACACAAGAUCUUCUAUGAUAAGUGAUUGAAUAGAAUUUUCAUUUUCUGGUGUAUGAAAAAAAUCAAUAGACUACGAUUACGCGAUUGUCCUCGAUGUGUCGCUAGAAUCCGUAAAGAUAGGUGUGUAAAAAUGUGCAACUGGUUGUCCUUUAAAUCCAUGUUUUAUAAGUACUGCAUCGCUUUGCUGUCAUAAAAUACAGCUGGAGGAAGACGAAAACUUUCGUAAGGUAUCAAUCUUCCAUUAUUUUCGUAGAUGUCAUGUAUAAAUCUAUUUACGAGUCUAAUGUUAAUUUAUUUUUAAAAUCGAUUUUUUCCUUUCGAUGGUUAUGUUGGAUUUUGUUUUUAUCAUUGGCAGUUGUUUUAUUGUUAUUAUCUUAUCUGUAUAUUUCGCCACUUCAAAAUAAGAUAAAUUAUAAUCGUCAGCAAAAUGAAAAUCUCGAUAAAACAAUGGCUUUGUUUGAUCCUCACGAUGUUCAACCGAUAUCAAGUUUCUCGUCGAAAAAGAAUUUCAAGUAAAUAGAGUGUAAAAUUUCUUUCUCUAAAAAAGUACCAUACAGUCAAUGAUCCUAAAAGCGAAUGAACGCAAUCUAUAAGAUCUAACAUGUCACUAUUGUGUAUAUUCCAUUUUUUGUUUGUUUGUUAAGGUUAUCUACUAUUUAUACUUUGUAAAUUGUCGUUGAUUGAAUGUAAUUAGUUUCAGUGCAUUUCAUGAUGUUCACUUAGAUAGAUUAUUUCGGAGAUAGUUUUCAUCCGAACAUGCUACUAGUUUGCAAUGCGGCAAUUGUCUCUCCUGAUAGGAAAUCCUCUCAGUCUGUAGAAAGCUUUUCUCUGAUUAGGAUGAAUUAAAAGCAUCAUUAAAUGUUAAUUUUUCUAGUCAUGUAAUAUAUGUUAUUUCAUUGGAUGGUAAAAUAACAGCGAUUGAUAUACGUCAAAAAGGUCGCCAAGUAUGGAUUGUUGAUACGGGUUCACCACUAGUAGAUUCGACUAUUAGUAAAAUUGAAAUAUUGCGUGAUUCAAAAUCAACUCGUCUAGUGCCAUCACUUGUUGGCGGACUUUAUAGGCUAUAUGAUGAUAAUGAAAAUAUGGAACCAUUACCAUUCGAUGCUGAGUCUUUACUGAAUACAUCAUUUCAAAUUCAAGAUGAACUAGUUAUGACAGGUGGAAAAUCUGUUGAUACAAUUGGUCUCGAUCUACAGACAGGAAAAACUAUUUAUUCAUUUUCAAAAGACGCUGGAACUCCGACAACAUCCGAUAGUGGUACAUGUCCUACAUCGAUGCUUAUUAUAAAACGUAUAAAACAAACAGUUCGCGCACGAUGCAUGCGAAGUGGAAAUGAAAAAUGGAAUUUCAGUGUUUCAAAUCAUGAAUUAAUUCAGAUAUAUGUUCCAUCGUCCGACGAAAUUCUUGAACAAACCGAUAAUCAUAGUGAACAGCCUAUUCAUUUCGAAUAUCAAUUACAAACUGGUUUAGUAUUAGCAUUCGAUUCUAGUAAUGAUCUUCUAUGGACGUCAUCAAUAAAUAAGCCAAUUGCUGCUGUAUGGGAAUUAAAGAAUGGUCAAUUAAAAGAAAAAUCAUUGUUAAAAACGAAAUUAUCACAUGAACUUGCUUUCAUGGGAAAAUUCAAUUCCAUGCCAUAUUUAAUCAUUUCAUCUCGUACUCAACGUCAAUUAAUUCAUAAUGCAAGAAAAACGAAUGAUGUUAGCUCAGCAAAUAUCAAGAGGUCAGUACUUUCUUUUGCUCAUAAAGCAAAUAUAAAACAUCGUCUAUCAAUCGAUUAUGAAUUAUCAAAAACUAAUAACAAACAUUCAACAAACGAUCAUAAUUAUCCAUUAGCAAUACGACAAGAUCAAUCUUGGGAUCCGAUUGGAUAUUUAGCAUUGUCGAAUCCGCAUGAAAGCACAGUCGAUGUAAACAUAAAAUCAACUGGCAUAUUGUCGACGAAUAUAUUGAUUGUGUCAAGCGUUUGUCUCUGCACUUUAAUUGUUAUACUGAUACUGUUUUCCAAACGAACACAAGUCGAUAUUCAACAUCAACAAUCGAUAAUAUCAGAGAAUAAGACUAUUCUUUUUGAACAUGAAUUAUCUCAGCCGUCCUUAACAUCAUCAUUUCAAUCUCGGUAUACACUUGAAUAUGAACAUGUUCGAUUUCUUGGACGUGGCGGGUUUGGUGUUGUAUUUGAAUCGAUCAAUAAAUUAGAUCAACGACGUGUAGCAAUAAAAAGAGUGUCCUUGAAAAAGUCAUCAAGUAAAGAACGAGCACUGAAAGAAAUUCGAUGUUUAGCUGUAUUGAAUCAUCCGAAUCUAAUACAAUAUUAUUAUGCUUGGCAUGAAUGCCCACCUAGUGGAUGGCAGGAAGAAAAAGAUGGGAAUUUAGUGGCGACAAACAAUGAACUAACUAAAGAUUCUUUAAGUCUGUUUUCAUCAUCUAUUCAAUUACAAAAACGAAAAUCUCCUUCUAUUUCGUAUAUUUCACCAUUAAUUGAUUUUACAUUUGAACGUUCAUUAAAUCAAUCGCUAACACACGACGAAAGUAAUUCAUCGUUAUUCGAACAUUCAGAAGAUAAUCACGAUCAAAUCGUACUCAAUCAAUCAGAAUCUUCUAGUGAAAAAUCAACUUCUGAUUGUCCUAUCACUUAUUUUUAUUUUGUUAUGGAAUUAUGUCAAACCGAGUCAUUACGCAAUCGAUUAAUGAAGCAAACUAUUACUCAAUCUGAAGCUUGGCUAAUUUUCGAUCAAAUAAUCAAUGGUAUUGAAUAUAUUCAUUUGCAAAAAUUAAUUCAUCGAGAUUUGAAACCAUCGAAUAUUCUUUUUUCUAUGGAUAAUACCGUAAAAAUUGGUGAUUUUGGUCUUGUAUCAGCUUUUGGCGAAGAAAAAAUUGAUCAAACCGAAAAUAACGAACUUGGCGGUACGGUACUUUACAUGAGUCCGGAGCAGAUCAACCGGCAAUCAUACAAUCAAAAAGUAGACAUUUAUGCUGUCGGCAUCAUUUUAUUUGAACUUCUAUGUCCAUUUUCUACUCAAAUGGAACGAAUACGAACAUUGAAAAAUAUUCGUCUUCAAACACCGGUAUUUCCAAAUGAUUUUGAACGCAACCAAUUAAUUUGUCGCUUAAUUCGAUGGCUAUUAGCUCAUUCGCCACACGAACGUCCGAAAGCAUGUGAAUUGCGUCAAGAUAUUUCAUAUCAAAAUAUACUUAGAAACGAAAAUUUGUCUUGUUAA
Messenger RNA from Rotaria socialis, 3276 nucleotides. The record is from the annotation of a GenBank genome assembly. NCBI's taxonomy places the organism in Eukaryota, Metazoa, Rotifera, Eurotatoria, Philodinida, Philodinidae.